Parnassius mnemosyne (clouded apollo) is the source of this 3855-nucleotide messenger RNA. NCBI's taxonomy places the organism in Eukaryota, Metazoa, Arthropoda, Insecta, Lepidoptera, Papilionidae. The record is from the annotation of a GenBank genome assembly.
GCACUAGUCUGUCUGUUUGUGUAAUAAAUUAACCUAUAUGUUCAAACUUUGAUCAUUUCCGUUUAAUUAACAAGUUAGUGUAUUAAGUUAUGAUAACUGAAAAGGCUGUUUUAUCCGAGAAAUAUUCUGCGGGUCCUCAUGGCUUAGGUGAUCCAGAAGACAGAACGUUGAGAAAGGUAGAACUAGAAGUAUUAAUACCCAAACUUAUGAGAGAAAAGGCUAAAACUGAGAAAUGCGUACAAGAAGUGGCAGAUUUCAAUCAUUGUUGCAUAGAGUCCUCAAUACUGAUGGUCGUUAAAUGUCGAAAAGAGAACUCUGUGAUGAAAUCUUGUCUAUCCAGUUGGUAUCAAAAUGAAGAUUUCAGAAAAUUAUGUACAGAAGAAUAUUUAAAAGAGAGGAGUGAAUAUAGACGAUCUGGAAUUAAAAAACCUAUGAAAAGGGCAUAAAAUCAUUCAAAAUAGGGAAGUUAUUUGAAAUAUAAAUUUGUUUUAAUUAUUAAAAAAAGCUGUAAUAGUGUAGUUUAAAAGUAAACAAUACAUGUAAUUACUCAAUAUCAUCAUUUAUUGUUAUUGGAAUGUUUCUUGACACUAAUAGCUCCCGUACACUAUAAUCACUCAAAUCUUGUAGCUGUAUCUGGGAACACGUGGUAGGCUUAAUAACUUCCGCAAUUAACACUUCCUGUAAUAAGUAAACAUUGUAAAUAAAAAAGUGUUUACAAUUCCGCAGUGCUAUAAAAAAAUUCAAAAGGAAAGACUAUUAAAACCAUGAUUUAUUGAAACUUUAUAUAAAUGCUUAAGAAACCCAUUUGAAGAAUAUCUCUUAAGACCAAAAUAGAAUGUUUCUAGAUUGCACUUUAUAUUAUAGUUUGUUAUUUGUAUAAUAUUUAAGUCUCACAAAUCUACAGGAUUAAAGAUUUUAUGUAUUAUACCAUUAUACUAAAAAUAAAAACUGGUAAAAAGAAUUUCAUCAUUCACAACAGCCUUUCUCAAGUCCAUUGCUGAUCAUUUGCCUCCCCCAAGGAAUGGCACUAAACACAGUCCUGAGUCACCUGUAUGUCGAGUUGUCACUCUAUUUAGUGGGAAGCUACUUUACACAGUAAAAACGAAUUAGCUUUAUAUGUUAAAUCAUAAUUAUAUUUUCAUUAAAUUGGGAUGCCAUGAAUGUUACAUAAAAAAUCGAAACAAGCGCUAAUUAACUUCGGUCUCUAUUUUCUUGCUUUUAAUAUUUUUAUAGUGUAAACAGGUAGAUGAAUAAAUAUAAUGAAAAUAUUUGUCAUGCAUAAUUUUAACCCACUCUUUUCAACACCUGUGCCAUGUCUAACAUAAGAUAUCUAUGCAACACAGCAUAGGUAGAGAAGGAGCAAAUAUUCGUAGUCGUCUAUGAUAGUAAACUUGAUGAGCAUGUAAUGGUAAAGACAGAAAAUGAGUAAAUAUUAUAAUAUGAAUAAAAUGUAUCCAGUGCAAAAGAUUCAACAAUGAGAGUAUACAUAAUCAUAGCUUGCUAAUGUAUGCUUUAAGGUGUGACCUUAAAGCAUAUAUUACCGACAAGAAUAAUUAAAUAAUGCCACAGCCUAAAUGUAUCCCACAGCUGCUGUAUACUGAUCUCCUUUCAUUUAUGAGAGGAUUAUGAAGCAGGUAAAUGACCCUUCUUUCAUUAAUACUUAAUGUUUUUAUUCCAUCCCACCCAUUCUAAGACUUCAAAAAUAAUUAUAAAUAGGUAUUUCUUGUCAUAGAUACGUUACCUUUACUGUUGUUGAAGCCACUCUAACAUGACCUAACAUUGUAAUGCAGUCAUAUUUUUCAUUAGAAUAUUUUAUUAAAACAAUGAAGUCUGCAUGGUUUAUUCCAGGGCCUUCUUUGUACAAAACUAAAAACAAUAUAACAAGUGUUUUUAUCUCUAAUACAAUAAUAACCAUUGCUUGGUUAAUCAUUUUCAUUGAUAACUGAAGUAAGAUAUUAAUUUGGUACUCAAAAGAUAAUAAAGCAAUACUGAUUACUAAAAAUAGCUUUUAUUAAGCACAAUAAACUUUUAUACUAUUUAAUAUAUAAUAUAUAAAUUUCAUAGUACACAAACAACCCGAGUUAGAAACCCGCUGGCACCAAGGAAAUUGUUUAUAACAAUUUUAGGUGCUUAUUUACCAGACUUUAUAUAUUUAGCAGUAAAGGACAACUUCUUGAGGAAACUGGCAUGUCUAAGAAAUUACAACCAACUUUCCAACACACAAGAAAUUAACUGAAAUAAACACACAUACACAAACGCAUGUAUGCUUGCACACACAUGGAGACUAAUAAGAUUCUUUUUGUUUAAUUCUUUAUAAAAUUUUUGAAAGUUCUUUUUCUUAUAGGAUAAGGUGACAAAUGGGCACAAGGUCCACCUGAUGGUAAGUGGUUGCUGUGGCCCAUAAACAUCGGAUAUGUACAUCUAUUUAAUUAUGAAUCAAAAUACAUAUGGUUUAGUCACCCGUGAGGAUUAAAAUGGAAUGCCUCGUUUCCAGCAAAAAGGCUCUCCGGUUCUUUACACUCACCAUACAAAACACAGCAGUGUUAAGCUGCUAAUUCAUGCUGGUAUUCUGAGAGAGUAUAGUCCUCCCCGACCCAUUUGUGCUACAACUAUAUCAGAUAUAUAGCUGCAGCAUCGCUCUUCCACGUAUAAUUGUAGUAUCAAAGAUAAAAUUUAGAUAUGGAAGAGCGGGAACCUCCUGGCAUAAGUAUACAUAACCCCAAUCUUUGAUUGUAAUAAAGCAACUGUCAUUGUUAUAGAAAUAAACAUUUUUUGAUUUGAUGCAUUAGGGCAGUGAGUCAAAUAUUCCCUACCAUAAAACCGUUAAAAAAAAGAGAGAAAGGCUAUGCCUAGCAGCGAUAUGCUGUAACUACCCAAAACACUUCUGAUGGUAUACCUAAUACAUGGUUCACACAUUUGUUUAUAAAAACCACCCUUCAAACCAAAAAACAACUAGGAAAAAUUGUUGAAAAUAUAUAACUUUUAUUGCUUGGCUCAAUGGUGAAGUCUUACUGUUUAAAAUCUUAUCUGUCAUCAUAAAACAAAAUUUAUGUAAUAUAAUGUAUAUAAUGUAUUUGAAAAUGUAUAUAAAUUUAUAUAAUGUAUUUGAAAGGGACGAAGAGAGAACAAAGUGUGAAAUAUGGGUAAAUCAGGAAUGUCUAGAACAGGUAAAUGAAAUUGUAUACUUGGGGAGUGCUUUUAGCCGGGAUGGAAGAUGUGAUUUAGAUGUGGACAGGCGUGUCGCUGCCGGGAACAAAGUCAAUGGUGCCCUGACUGCGUUAGUCAAAAGGCAAGGCGUAGCGAAGAGUGCACGCCUUGCAAUGCAUAACGCAGUGUUGGUACCGACUUUGUUAUAUGGCCGCGAAACCUGGGUAUGCCAGAAGAAGCAUAAAAGUAAGUUGAAUGCAGUGGAGAUGCGAUCUCUUCGUAAAAUGUGCGGCGUUACCAUGGCCGACCGAAAGCGAAAUGAAGAGAUUCGCAAUAUGGCAGGUUUGAAAGAUGACCUUAUCACAAAAAUUGAUAAGGGCGUGCUUCGGUGGUUUGGGCACGUUGAGCGAAUGAGUGAAGACCGAAUGGUGAAGAAAAUAUAUAGCGCGAAAGUUUAAUAUUAAAAGGUGUCGAGAUAGACCGAGACUAACUUUCGAAGACCAUGUGAGCAAAUUGCUCGAAGAGGGUAGGGUCAAGAGUACUCGGAUACCUAGACGUGCAUGCAUGAAGAAGAUAACGAAUCUGAAAGAAGCGAAAGAGGUUUGUAAGGAUCGUGACACUUGGCGAUCUGUUCUCUCUGGCUACCCCGUCAGGGAUUGUGCGUGAAUAUAAGUAUAAAACAAAAUUUAUUAAAAGUUCCGGUUUAUC